AUUUUCAAUCCCCCAAUUCUUGGCCCUCCCCCACCUUGCUUCAAUAGUCGCUUGUCUUCUAGUUUCAACUCACACACAAUCGCAGGGCGUCGCUCCAAUCCAGUCGACAAGUCCAUGUUCAACCAAGCGGACAACGUCAGUUCAUCCGUUUCCCUUUGGAGUCCUCGCGUCUCGCUAAGACUGGCAUGCCUCAACGUGCGCACUUUGCUACAGAUUGGCCAACAGGCAGCACUUGCCCGCACACUAGAGACCCUAUCGAUCGAUAUUUGCUGUUUAUCAGAAACCCGCCUGCAAGAUUCGAGCUCCGUGCUUACCCUGCGAUCCCCACAUGCGACACUGGCGGCACAUUCUCAUUGCGCCUGUCUGGCGAUGAUGCAGCUUCAAAUGCCGGUCAAGCUGGCGUCGGCAUUGUUUUGAGUCCCCGGGCUGAAGCUGCCCUGAUCGAUUGGAUCCCAGUCAACA
This is a messenger RNA of Dicrocoelium dendriticum, 462 nucleotides long. The record is from the annotation of a GenBank genome assembly. NCBI's taxonomy places the organism in Eukaryota, Metazoa, Platyhelminthes, Trematoda, Plagiorchiida, Dicrocoeliidae.